UCGCGUGCGCCGCACGGGCAGCGCCCUCCGCGCACCAUGCAGGUCUCCAGCCUCAACGAGGUGAAGAUCUACAGUCUCAGCUGCGGCAAGUCCCUUCCGGAGUGGCUUUCUGACAGAAAGAAGAGAGCACUGCAGAAGAAGGAUGUCGAUGUCCGGAGGAGAAUUGAACUUAUUCAGGAUUUUGAAAUGCCUACUGUUUGUACCACUAUUAAGGUUUCAAAAGAUGGACAAUAUAUUUUAGCAACUGGAACAUAUAAACCUCGGGUUCGAUGCUAUGACACCUAUCAAUUAUCCUUGAAGUUUGAAAGGUGUUUAGAUUCAGAAGUUGUCACCUUUGAAACAUUGUCUGAUGACUAUUCAAAGAUUGUCUUCUUACAUAAUGAUAGAUACAUUGAAUUUCAUUCCCAAUCAGGUUUUUACUACAAAACCAGAAUACCAAAGUUCGGGAGAGAUUUCUCUUACCAUUAUCCAUCCUGCGACUUAUACUUUGUUGGCGCAAGCUCAGAAGUUUAUAGAUUAAAUUUGGAACAAGGACGGUACCUAAAUCCUCUACAGACUGAUGCUGCGGAGAAUAAUGUUUGUGACAUAAAUUCAGUGCAUGGCUUAUUUGCUACCGGAACAGUAGAGGGUCGAGUGGAGUGCUGGGACCCAAGAGUUCGAAGCAGGGUUGGCCUGUUAGACUGUGCGUUAAGCAGUGUCACAGCAGAUUCAGAGAUAAACAGUUUACCAACAAUCUCUGCUUUGAAAUUUAAUGGUGCCUUGACCAUGGCGGUUGGAACAUCCACAGGGCAGAGCGUUUUUGCUGGCCGACUCUGGGAUCUUUGUACCCUGCGUGAAGGUGUUCAUUGUGCUCAUAAAAAAGUGAAACAAAUGGCAGCCACUAUUGUUUUAUUAUAUGAUCUCCGCUCUGAUAAGCCACUGCUAGUUAAGGAUCAUCAGUACGGGCUGCCCAUUAAGUCCAUCCAUUUCCAGGAUUCUUUAGAUUUGAUUUUGUCUGCAGACUCUCGAAUUAUCAAAAUGUGGAAUAAGAACUCAGGGAAGAUAUUUACUUCCUUGGAGCCAGAACAUGACAUUAAUGAUGUCUGCCUCUAUCCCAACUCAGGGAUGCUUCUUACUGCCAAUGAAACCCCCAAGAUGGGCAUCUAUUACAUUCCGGUUUUGGGUCCUGCUCCCAGGUGGUGUUCCUUCUUAGACAACUUGACAGAAGAAUUGGAAGAGAAUCCAGAAAGCACGGUUUACGACGACUACAAAUUUGUCACCAAGAAAGACCUUGAGAAUUUAGGGCUCACACAUCUCAUCGGAUCGCCUUUUCUCCGGGCGUAUAUGCAUGGAUAUUUCAUGGACAUAAGACUGUAUCACAAGGUGAAAUUGAUGGUAAAUCCAUUUGCUUAUGAAGAAUAUAGGAAAGACAAGAUCCGACAGAAGAUCGAAGAAACACGGGCGCAGAGAGUCCAGCUGAAGAAAUUGCCCAAAGUUAACAAAGAGCUGGCACUGAAACUGAUCGAGGAGGAGGAGGACAGGCAGAAAUCCACGUGGAAAAAGAAGGUUAAGAGCCUUCCCAACAUUCUGACCGACGACCGGUUCAAAGUUAUGUUUGAGAACCCCGACUUCCAAGUAGAUGAAGAGAGUGAAGAGUUUAGGCUUUUGAAUCCACUUGUUUCAAGAAUUAGUGAAAAAAGGAAGAAGAAACUACGACUCUUGGAGCAGCAGGAGCAUCGUGGAAACGAAGAGGAGGAAGAACCGGAAGGAAAGCCAAGCGAUGCGGAAAGUUCUGAGAGCUCCGACGAUGAGAAAGGCUGGGUUGAAGAGGUCAGGAAGCAGCGCAGGCUCCUGCAGCAGGAGGAAAGAGCGCAGCGGCAGGAGCGGCGCAGGGAGGACCAGCAGACGGUCCUCAAGCCCCAGUUUUAUGAGAUCAAAGCAGGCGAAGAAUUCAGGAGCUUCAAAGAUUCUGCCUCCAAGCAGAAGCUGAUGAAUAAAACCCUAGAAGAUCGGUUGAAACUUGAAGCGAAAACUGGGACGUUGAACGUAUCAGACACCACAGUUGGCAGCAAGCAGUUGACAUUCACAUUAAAGAGGUCUGAACAGCAGAAGCAGCAGCAGGAGGCUGAGAAACUGCACCGAAAGGAGAGGAAAGCACUCCGUCGCCCAGCUGGUCACCUGAAAUCCAGACACAAGAGAGGGCGGCCCUUCCACUGAGCCUGGAGGUGGCCUCGGAGGGAGCUGGCCUUCUCCGAGCUGAGACCGUCAUCAGAGCACGCUGAGCACAGAAAGGGAGCACGCGUCUUCCACUCCAGGUCGAUUCUUACACAUCUCCAGAGGUUAAAAUUCAGCAACCUGUCCCUGCGCCUUCUGGGUCAGAGCAUCGUCCCCAGGGUGCAAAAGAUGUUGCUCCUCCCCGUAAACAUCGUCCUUUUCCAGUCCAGUCAUUUCUUAAUAUUGUUAAAUGUGUGCCAUGAAAUGGGAGGUUCUCCUGUGCUGAAAAUCCAGGUUGAUCAUGUUCCAGGAGCUUUCUCCUGCGGUGCCGCCGCCACUCCCGGGCAGACCACCCGGAAGCACAGUGCCGGCUCUGCGCCUGUGCAGCCCCGUGCGUGCGCGCGUGUGCACGUGUGUGUGUCAGUUUGGGGUUUUUUAAAAAAUAUUUUUAUACCAAGAAAAGACAGAUUAAUGAAACAACCUAAAACAAGAAAUGGAAGCUACUUGUAUUCUUUUAUACUUGACACAAGAUUAAGUACAGAUUUCUUUUUUCUGUUUCUUAAGUGCA
Molecule: messenger RNA, 2761 nt
Organism: Molossus molossus (Pallas's mastiff bat)
Lineage: Eukaryota; Metazoa; Chordata; Mammalia; Chiroptera; Molossidae
Gene: NOL10
Product: nucleolar protein 10
Exons: 22
Coding region: 37-2196 (719 amino acids)
Biological process (GO): maturation of SSU-rRNA from tricistronic rRNA transcript (SSU-rRNA, 5.8S rRNA, LSU-rRNA)
Cellular component (GO): 90S preribosome; small-subunit processome; nucleus
Molecular function (GO): protein binding
Source: RefSeq, a predicted model, not a curated record